CGCCGCAAGAGCAACGUGCCCGGCUGGACGGUGCCGCCGCGGGUCCUGCUCGUCGAGGACGACGCCGUGUGCCGCAAGCUGUCGAGCAAGUUCCUCGAGGUGUUUGGGUGCCAGAUCGACGUCGCCGUCGACGGCGUGAGCGCCGUCAACAAGAUGAACACGCAGAAGUACGACCUCGUCCUCAUGGACAUCGUCAUGCCCAACCUCGACGGCAUCUCUGCGACGUCGCUCAUCCGCCAGUUCGACCCGAUGACGCCCAUCAUCUCGAUGACGAGCAACUCGGGCCCGAACGACAUCAUGACUUAUUUCUCG
Molecule: messenger RNA, 312 nt
Organism: Rhodotorula graminis WP1
Lineage: Eukaryota; Fungi; Basidiomycota; Microbotryomycetes; Sporidiobolales; Sporidiobolaceae
Exons: 3
Biological process (GO): phosphorelay signal transduction system
Source: RefSeq, a predicted model, not a curated record